AUCUCAAGAGGUCUGACGUAUUUGUGAAUCUAUGCACAACAUAUCUUUGGAAACAUACACAGGAGAAGAGAACUUUGCGUCUAGGGAAGAGAACUUAGUAUCUAUGGAAUAAGGAUGGGAGGGAGAUUUUUCUCUAUAUGCCUUUUUGAAUCAUCCAGGUAAAUAUAGUACCUACUUAAAAAUGCUUACUUUAAACUGAGCUGUGAAGUGGAAGACAUGAGCCUUCUGUUUUGACUUAGCUGCCUGCAGAUACUUGGAGAAGCAGCAGUUACUUAUGGAGACUGCAGUGAGGGAAGAUGGAGUAGAUGUACUUUUUCCUGUUUCUUCACUAAAUACAACUAAAAUCCCUGGAUACUGGAUCUAAAACAAACAUGAGAUGUUUCUGAAAGGUGAAGAGAAGGAGGCACGAGCAACUAGGGACCUCGGGACCUGUGAAAUGACAUGGUGAUGUUUGACCAACAUGUGGAAAUAACCAAGGCGAAUCAAGAAGAAGAAAGCUACAUCUUGGGAGAGGCACUAUGGUUGGAGAGUGCCUGGAAUAGGAAACAUCAUCAUCUGGUUGUCUGGCACCAUCAAAGAAUUGCAUUUCUGACCCAACAAGAGCUUGUGGGUGGUUGGGGGUGGGAUGGAGGCUGGGGAGAGGAUUGAUGCCAGCCAGCUGCCUCACGGGGUGCUGGAAACACGUGGCCAUGCCAUUAGCAUCCUAUUUGGCUUCUGGAUGAGUUUCAUCUCUGACACCUACAUAGUCCUCGCUUGGAUCAGCAAGAUAAAAGGCAGCCCUGGUGUUAGUGCCUCCUCUGAUGAGCCGCAUGCCAGAAUCCGGCAGAGAAAAAGGCAUGGCCAUGCAGAAGAGGACCGAAGUCAGGUGCCAGAAGCAGGUGACAUCUCCACUCUCAGUUCUUUGGAGGCAGCUAUUUUAAUAGAGCCACUUUACUGCAGCUAUUUUGACAUGAAGAUAUUUUGGUUUGGCUCAAAAAUUAAGCUGAUAAAUGUUAAGCUUUUUAAAAAAUAAAUGAUGAGUAAAAUAGGCAUCUCGCAGGCCAUCUGUGAGCUUUGCCUCAACCUUGAUUUUCACCCCAUUGUCAAUCUAACCUCCAGGCAUCAAGGGUAUAUGGGUUGAGAACAGAUGAGGGAAAGGAUCGGUAGAGGUUCAAGAUGAGAGAAAUAGCUUGUCAGGACCCCAGGAGAGUUGAGGUGCUUUUAAAGUAAAACAAAACAAAACAAAAAAAAACUGUGGUCAACCAAAUUCAGAAAUGGGACAGAAGUCAGAGAUGGAAUGAAAGAUGGGAAAUUGGUUAUAAAUCAAAUACGGUGAGUCUGAAUUUUGGCUUGCCUGUUUUGAGGCAGCUGUAUCAAAAUAGUUGUGUUGGAAGAGCUGCAUGAAAUUGUUAGGCAAGAAAUAGUCCAUCUACGAUUCAAAUGAGCUCAUUUUGCCUCUUCCGUGGUCGAUGUCUGACUCAUAAAUGUCUAUACAUGUAUGGCUUGUGUGAGCCUCAGUUUCCCCACAUGAAAUAAAGAUGAUGAUGUUGGCCCUUCCUCUUUCCCCCUUUUUGCUCUCCCUCCAAGUGACAUGCUGAGGAAUGAGCCAGCAUCUUGUAAACUGCUCCAGGCCACCUGGAGAAAUGUACUUGCAUGACAGUCGGCUUUAGUAUACGUGAGUCUUCUAUGAGUAAAGAAUUUUAGAGUUGGCAGCCGUUUCUGCCGUGUGACUCAUUGGGCACAAUGAUGCCCUUAGCUACAAUGUAUGGUGUGGGUGAUGAAUUUGUUCUUGUCACGGCAGAGGACUGAGUAUUCUUUAUCCGAAUGCUAUAGAUUGAGUUUGCACAUGGGAACUAGAUUAGCUCUGAAGAGAGUUGAAAGGAACCCGACAUUUCUGCCUGCAAUCUAGAGUUUCAUUGUACAAACAACCGCAGUGGCACAUUUGUGCCCAAUCAUUGGCUUCCCUUUGCCAGCAAAGAAAAUCUUCUAAAUCCUUCUGCCAUUUGUCAAACCUGCCAAAGUCCCUAGAGGCAGUUCUGGUAUAACUAAAGGGGAGGGAAGAGAAUAUUCUCUCUACCAGGUUUCGCUAUUUCCUAUGAUGGUUGUUCACAAGGGGACAGCUUCUGCAUCACAGGAUGAAGCUUCAGUGAUUUAGAUGUCCUCCCAGCAUUAGGGCAAGGAGGUAGGAGGCACCAGGCCCCAGCUUCCAGAAUCCUGUCCUGCAGCCUCCCCGUGGCUGGGCAGCGGCCCUCCUUUGAGCCUUCAGGGUGGAAACAAAGGACACGUGUGUCUCUGCAGCACUUCCGGCUUUCACUCAUCCCUGUUUUCAGAGCCAAAGCACCAUCUCCUCUGGUACAGUUAAUCUUUGUUCCUGCCACUGACCCAUCCACCUUUAUUACUUCUCACCAAGUCCCUGCCUUCAGAUUUUCUAUGGAUUUCUCUCUUAGGCAUUGCGUUCUGAUUCCCUCCACACAUUCAUUUCCAAGUGCCAAGAACAACUCUGUUCCGGCAGGAGGAUAUUAUUUGGCUUAAAAGAUAAGAUUGAGCAGUGGCUUCUCUCCAUCAGCAUUCUUUAGGUUUACGUAGGAAUUCACUCUGGGAGCAGUUUAGAAUCUCCUUCAAGCCUCUCCCAGACUGACAAAGUUUCUGUCCCAGAGAGUUACUUUGCUUCCAUUGUUUCUAAAUAAAUGAGAAAAGCCUUUCUUUCUGAGCCUGUAUGGAAGAGGGAGGAGAACACCCCUCCCUCCACGACUGCUUCCCUCCGCUGGGCGCACAGUGAAUACACACUGGGUAUUGUUACCAUUGUGACACACUUAAGCCUCAACUCCAGUAUUCAAUGGUCUAAUAAACCUUGAGUCCAACCUUUGGGAGCCACGCUCACCCUUUAGGGCAGCUCUUCCUAAGUGACUGCCAAGCAUUCCCUGGUUGAGAUGGAGGAGGCAUAUCCAGCCAACAGUGGCGUCUCUGUUGACAUCACGCAGGCCUUAAUGACACAGACUAAGCACAACAGCUGGAGCCCUCAUUGGUGCCUGUUAAUAUUUUGGGUAAGUUUUGUUGCCCCAUCCACCACUCUGUAUAGUGAUUCCGGAAUUUGCUAUUUGAUACAGAGCAAAUGAAGAGAUGGAAGGAGCUGGUCACCACUCAGGCUGCAAGCAAGCCCAUCAUGCCCAUCUCCCAAGAGGACUCCUUGUGUGCCUUCAAAAUAUCCUGAUCCUUGACUUGAUCUGCUUGGAAUGAUUGCAAACAAUGGCCCAGUUUCCUCUAGACCAGAGGACAUUCUGUGCUCCCAGAACAGAAUGCUACACAUGGGAACCAGGGAAAGGCAGGCUUUAUGAGGUCAGCCACAAGGCUCCUGCUUCAAGCCUAAAACCAAUGUAAUUAGGCUAAGAUUGAACAGGAUAAAGCUUUGCAAGGAACAUCUCUGGCAUGUGAGGGUUAUCCCAGGUAUAUGAAUUGGCUGCUUUUGAGUCUUCCUAUGACUCUUGGAGGUAAAUAGGGCAAGUGUUAUUACUCUAGUUCUACCAAUGGAGAAACUAAGUCCUAGAGGUCAGCUAAAGAAGUUAUCUAAAUGACUGGCAGAUGGGAUGCAAGGAACCUCAAAUUCCUGACAUCUGUUCCGGUUUUUUCCCCUCACCCCAUGUUGCCCUUCAGCAGGGCUUAGCAAAACAGCCAACACAAGUCCUAGCCUUUCCAGCUGGGCAGAAGUUGGAAACUGGCAUGGAUUUCCACUGGAGUUGCUGGGGCCUGGGGGCUACAGAUACUGCUUCUGCUUGCUUAUCAUGGCUCAGGAGGGCUGAGACUAUCUGGAGACUCAAUUUUUACAUGGUCGUGGUAAAGGGAGUACAAAU
Molecule: messenger RNA, 3827 nt
Organism: Callithrix jacchus (white-tufted-ear marmoset)
Lineage: Eukaryota; Metazoa; Chordata; Mammalia; Primates; Cebidae
Source: RefSeq, a predicted model, not a curated record